Messenger RNA from Adineta ricciae, 219 nucleotides. Lineage: Eukaryota; Metazoa; Rotifera; Eurotatoria; Adinetida; Adinetidae. The record is from the annotation of a GenBank genome assembly.
AUGGAUUGUUGUUCACAAGGCAAUUUUCAACCAUCGUAUGAUCCAUUACCUGAUAAUAUCGAGUUCUUUUUCGCUGGCGGUGUUCCUGCACCGACAAGUGGAAUUUACCAGCUGACAGAAGCUCCACCCGGCGGUUUAUCAAGUUUAGGACCACGAGUGGAUCCACAAAUAUUGAACGUUGGGAAUCCGAAACCAAAGGCGAACUCAUCUCCAAACUAA